Molecule: messenger RNA, 3051 nt
Organism: Notolabrus celidotus (New Zealand spotty)
Lineage: Eukaryota; Metazoa; Chordata; Actinopteri; Labriformes; Labridae
Product: von Willebrand factor C domain-containing protein 2-like
Exons: 3
Coding region: 173-919 (248 amino acids)
Biological process (GO): negative regulation of BMP signaling pathway
Cellular component (GO): AMPA glutamate receptor complex
Molecular function (GO): protein binding
Source: RefSeq, a predicted model, not a curated record
CGUGCGCUCGGUUCGGUCCAGGUGGGUGUGACUGUCACCUGUUCCGCUCCGAACUGACGCGCAUGUUCCGGCGUCACUGGCUGUGUGUGUGAAGGAGGGAGGAGAGACUCACCGGAGCACAGCACACACACACACUCACACUCACACACACAGAUGGUUCCCGUCGGUCACCAUGAGCCACCGGCCCCGCGCGCUGAGCUGCCUCUCCCUCGCGCUUAUUCUGCUGCUGCUGCCUCGCGCUCAAGUGGCUGCGGAGUACUCCUCCUCUAAAACCGACCUGGACUACGAGUUCGGGGACUACCGGGGGAAAUGGUGCCUUGACGACCACGGCUUCGUUUACGGAUUAGGAGAGGUUUAUUACCCGAGUCCCUCAGCUUGUCCGUGCACGUGCACUGUGGACGGUCCGGUGUGCGUCCGACCCAAAUGUCCCCGCAUCCACCCACGGUGCACGCGGAUCAGAUACAAGGCAUGUUGUCCGGUGUGUGAGGCCAUGGCUCGGGUCUGUGUAUACGCGGGGAAAACGUACCGACUCCUGGAAGAGUUCAGGUUGUCGAGGUGUGAGCGAUGUCGCUGCGGGGCAAACAGAGAGGUGUACUGCAGCAUCUCAGACUGUCCCGCCCCUCACUGUGUGAACCCCACCUACGAGGCCAACCACUGCUGUCCCAUCUGUAAGAGCGGUCCAAACUGCUACGCAGGAAACAGGGUGAUCUCAGCAGGAGAGCGGGUGAACAUUGACGAGCGAACUGUUUGUUACUGCACCUACAGAGACGGAACAUGGCACACCCACCCACAUGCCACCUGCGAGCAGCGCCCCCUGCCCAGCCCCACACCCACCAUCGGCACUGAGCCCCCCAGGGAGGAGGAAACCAGGGGGAGAGGGAGAAGUGGUUUCAUUCCCAGACUGGAUCUGAUCCCAUGAAGUGGGGUAAUAAAUGUGCAACUAAACUCUUCCUUUUUUUUUAUCAGUGUCAGGAGAGCUGGACUAGGCUUCAAUAUAGUAUCAGUUAACCUGCACAUUUGAGAUGAAUGAGAACUUUGAGAUGAUUUCAGAAGCUCUGCUUACUGAGCUGUUUUAUUCUAAAUGAGUGCAAAGAUGCAAAAUACCUACUUACAAUUUGUAAAUGUGACAAAUCUAAGGCAACAUUUUAGAGUCUUUAGAAGAUCUACAGUUGAAUCAGAAAUUAUUAAACCACAUUCCAUUUUAAGUCUAUGGUUUUGUGUCAUGCAGACAAACCUGACAAACCAAGAGUUGACAGAUUUGCAAUAUGAUGUAGUUGUUUUGAAAUUCUUUAAACCUGUUUAUUGUGAUUAAAUCACACCGACAUCUGUUUAUUUUGGAUUUAUAGCACUGUAGUUAGCCUGAUUUGAGGCAACUUUAAUGUGACUUGUUGGAUACAGUGAAACUGCCACUCAAUGGAGACAGAUGGACAGAUGCCUCAAAGCUGAAACAGAGCCCUAGUAGUCGGUGUCCAUCACAGAAAUUCUGGUACUAGGAUCGUCAAGCUGGGGAAUGGACCACCUCAAGAAAAGUUAAUUGACAGUUCAUGAGAGACGAGAUAAAUUCACCCAGCUCUGAGAGUCCAGGGGCCUCAUGUACAAAGGAUGCGUACGCACAAAAACAUAGCGUAGGCUCUUUUUCACGGCAAAAGUUCAUAUGUAUCAAGAGUGAAAUGACCGUGGAAAUGUGCGAUGCCUCACGCCAACUUCAUAGCUGGCGUACGCACGUUGCUACAGCUGUUGAUCCUUACGCACAGAUUCAUACAUCUGAAUAUUUUUGUGCGUACGAUGUUUUCUGGAUUUGAGCGUACGCCAUGUUUCAGUAGGAAAUCCACGCAAGUCUUUGUACAUGAGGCCCCAGGUGAUCGUAUGAACAUAAUCAUGUUGGUGUUUGCUUUCCUAACAUGCCUGGAAGGUUGAAAAUUUGGGGGGAAGGGCAAAAUAUUCAAAAACGUGAAAUAAAUUAACAAUCUAUGAAUUAGUGUAUCUUUUGCGAGUACACAAGGCUAAAAUUCACUACACUUCUGGUCUCAAAAGAGCCGGAGAACUGCAGGAUCAUCUGUCGGGAGGGGGGUAGAAAAAUACUGCCGACUGAAACUGACAACUCUCAGAAAAGUCACAUAAGUUGUUUCCAAAUACUAAUCUUUAAAGACUCGUCACAAAGAUGCACAUUCUUUAAAGGUUUAUUAUUCUUCUGUAGCUCUUGUUCUGACUGUACAGAUAACUUUAAUGCAUUCAAAAUGCAGGCUUAAAGCACAUCCACUAUUGCUCUGUGUUUGAAGUAUUGUUUUUUAUGUCUCAGUUUACCUCUACCUGCAUAUAUUUAAGUCUACAAUCUACCUACAAACCUACAUAACUGACACGCCCAGAAACCUCCCAUCAUCCUCUGAGGUAUAUGGAUGGAGUCAGUGUGUUAGGCUAUCUGUUAUUUACAGUAGAUGACUCAGGGGAAACAAGUGUUGGGUGCAGGUGGCGGCCUGGUUCCUCAGUGUGGACCUGCUGGUUUCCGUCUGUAAGAGGAGGCCAGGGAUGUCCAAGUAGAUCACACACACACACACGUACAUACAGAGCGGAGGAAUGACUGUGUAAGCAGAAAAGGCGAUGAUUCAAAGGCAACCUGGACCAACAGAUGGUGUGUUUAUAUAAUGCUGACAUGCCGGUAACCUGCUCUGUAUACGACACGUCAGUCAUAUUCCAUGCAGAUGGAUUUGUGCUUUUUUUUUGUAGCACCUUUCUUAAACUAUAGGAGCAAGAACCAAAAUGUCCUCUGUACUUCUGUCUUCUCCGUCUCCUGUUUCAGACUCACGUGCAAAUACUUUCCAGGACUGUUUUUUUUUAAAUGUAACUCAGGUUUAUAACUUUUCUCAGUGGUUUGUCGUACUAUAUUGAUAGUCGUACAUACACUUCCCAUAUAUAAGGGAUUUUCUGAACCUCUUUGGUGUUAAAUGUAUGCUGUGUUAUGUAAGUAUCUCCAGAUUUGUGUACUGAAGUUGAUGUAUAAGUCUGUAAACUGCAAGUUGAUAAUGGGAAUAAAGCUUUUACAGAUCUUGAUAA